Messenger RNA from Cynara cardunculus var. scolymus (artichoke), 6311 nucleotides. RefSeq names its product histone acetyltransferase HAC1-like. Bases 705 to 5786 code for a protein of 1693 amino acids. NCBI's taxonomy places the organism in Eukaryota, Viridiplantae, Streptophyta, Magnoliopsida, Asterales, Asteraceae. Gene Ontology annotation, molecular function: histone acetyltransferase activity; chromatin DNA binding; zinc ion binding. Gene Ontology annotation, cellular component: histone acetyltransferase complex; transcription regulator complex. The record is from RefSeq and is a predicted model, not a curated record. The transcript is spliced from 16 exons. Gene Ontology annotation, biological process: positive regulation of transcription by RNA polymerase II.
AAAGUCUCUGAAAUGUAUCUUUCUUGGUUACUCUCGACUUCAAAAAGGGUAUAAGUGUUUUUCCCCCAUGCUUAAUCGACACAUCGUAUCACGAUACGUUACAUUCCAUGAGAAUAUACUCUUCUUUUCAAUGUCCACUCCUUGCAACCCAAGAGAUAGUGAUACCAUACCUGUUCCCGAGUCUACUACCACAUCCGACUCGACACAGACCCAAGAGCCUACUAAACCGCCGAUAGUUCAUGUAUAUAAUAGGCGGCAACGACCUACAUCAGAUCCCGACCCAACACCAUCUUCAUCAUCGUCUGCAGAUCCGCCUAAUGAGGAUCCUCUUGCUUCGAGUGAUCCACCAUCUUUCGAUACACAUGUUCCUGAUCUUGAUGUUCCCAUUGCCCUUCGGAAAGGUAAGCGCUCAUGUACUUACCCUGUUUCUUCUGUUGUUUCCUAUGAUAAACUUUCUUCACGUUCUCGUUCUUUGAUCUUAACACUUGAUUCUUUAUUUGUUCCUAAAGCGGUUGGUGAAGCUUUGGCCCAUCCUGGAUGGCAGGAUGCUAUGAUUGAUGAGGUGAAUGCUCCCGAUCAUAAUGAUACAUGAGAUUUGGUAGAGUUACCUGCAGACAAAAUUGGCUGUAAAUGGGUAUUCACUAUGAAAGUUAAUCCAAAUGGAUCUGUGGCUCGUUUGAAAUCCCGAUUGGUAGCCAAAGGAUAUGCUCAGACUUAUGGGGUCGACUACCACGAGACAUUUUCUCCUGUGGCUAAGCUAUGAUUUUCUCAUGCAGCGGCAACAAACUCAAGAGAUAGCUCCGAAGAAAGUGUUGGAUAUUGUUAAACGAUUAGAGGAAGGCCUGUUUAAAACUGCUACCUCGAAGGAGGAGUAUAUGAACUUGGAGACAUUGGAAACUCGUUUGCACGUUCUGAUCAAACGUCUCCCAUUGAAUAAUCACAAUCAACAAUAUCAGCAACAAGGUAAUACCUCUGUUGGUAUGGGAACAAUGAUUCCAACUCCUGGUGUAUCUCAAAGUGGGAGUUCAAGCUUAACUGCUCCAUCAUCUGUGGAUCAUUCAUUUCCAGCAAACAGUGGUAGUAACAUGGUCUCAGCCGUCAACACUGGAAACUUCAUUCCUAAUACUACUGGGCUUUCUGGUGGGAUGCACAGCGGUUCUUUCAGCUCAGCUGACGGAGGUUUGACUAAUGGAUAUCAGCAGUCAGCGUCCAAUUUCGCCAUAAGUUCAGGUGGGAACAGCUUGAUUUCAUCAAUGGGUGCACAAAGAAUGGCCAGCCAAAUGAUACCUACUCCUGGAUUUAAUAAUAAUAAUAAUAACAAUAAUGGCAAUAGCACAAGUAACCAGUCUUACAUGAAUGUGGAUUCAUCUAAUAAUGUUGUUGGGCUUUCGAGCGUGGACUCUGCAAUAGUGUCUCAGCCACUGCAACAGAAGCAGCAAGUAGGUGGCCAAAAUAGUCGCAUCUUGCAUAGCCUUGGUAGUCAUAUGGGUGGUGGGGGAAUCAGGUCUAGUUUGCAUCAGAAAGCUUAUGGGUUUCCAAAUGGAUCACUAAACAGUGGUGUAGGGAUGAUGAAUAACAAUUUACAGAUGAUGAAUGGUUCGGGAACCUCUGAGGGAUACCUGACAGCUUCUCAAUAUGGAAACUCCCCCAAACCAUUGCCACAACAUUUUGAUCCACAUCAGCGACAGAUGUCACAUGAGUGCUUGUACUUCACAGGUGAUGGAUAUGGAAGUGGUACCAUUGAUUCUUCAGGCUCAGGGAACUUCUAUGGUGCUACAACCUCCGGCUCAUCAUUGAUGAAUAAUCAGAACAUGAACCCAGUAAGCUUGCAGGCAUUACACAAAACAAGCUCUCCAUUGAUGAUAAAUCAGUCGAACUUGCACAAUAGUCAGCAAACUGUGAGCAUGAAACCUUCAUUAGAUCAAUCGGAAAAGUUGGAUUUCCAGUAUCAGCCUUCACCACGCGAUAAUGCUUUGCAAUCCCAGCAACCUCUUCAUUUCCAGCAACAACUUCUUCAGCAUCACCAUCAACAGAACCAGCAGAGUCAGCAGACUCAGCGUCUAUCAUAUGGACAGUCUCAACUGAUAUCUGAUCCUGGCAGUCGAAUAAAAUCUGAGACCGGAAUGGAGUCUCAGAAUGAAGUUCUGCAGCCACAAGUCUCUGAACAAUUCCCGUCAUCUAGGACAAACAAUAACUUCCAUCAGAUCUCUGGAGAAAACCAUAGCAGAGCUAGUCAGACGUCUCAGGAUAUGUGCUUACCAAUCGCAGAAACUUCCCAGCAGAUGCAACAACUAAUGCAACAACAUCAAUUUGUUGUGGACUCUCAGAAUGAUCUUACUUGUUCAAUAGGAGUUCAACCAGAGGCAGUACUGCAGGGUCAAUGGAAUUCAAGAUCUCAAGAAUCAUCUCAUGUAAUGGGUAACAUAUCUUACGAUCCAAAUGUUCAAGAGGAAUUUCAUCAAAGAAUAGCAGGGCAAGAUCAAGCUCAGAGGAAUAAUCUAUCUUCAGAAGGAUCUACUAUCUAUCAAACUGCUGGUAAUAGAACAGUAGACCCACCAAACUCUGGGGAUAUAAGUAGAACUGCUAAAUCAAACCGUGAGUUGCAGUACAGGAAUCAACAAAGGUGGCUGUUGUUUCUGCGGCAUGCUCGUAAAUGUGUUCAUCCACCUGGGAAAUGCCCAGAACCCAAUUGCAUAACUGCUCAAAAGUUGUGGAACCAUAUCACAUCAUGCAAGGAUGUCGUUCAAUGUCCGUAUCCUCGUUGCCGUGGGACGAAACACUUACUUCUUCAUCACAAGACUUGUAGGGAUUCAAGUUGUCCAGUUUGUGUCCCUGUAAAACAGUUUAUGCAACUGAAAGGUGGUCCUCGUACACAUUCUAAUUCUGGCCUUCCGCGCACAUGCAAAGAAUCCUCUGAAUAUCGAAGUGAUGCUGCUGGCAGAUAUAUUAUGAAGACUAGUCCAUCUGUGGCUGAAACGUCAGAAGAUUUACAUCCAUCCAUGAAACGGAUGAAGAUUGAGCAGCAAUCACAAUCACUAGCUACCGAAAAUGAAAACUCUGGCAUACAAGUUCCCAUCACUAGUGCCUUAGAAGUUCUUCAGGAUGCACGGGAUGAAGAACCUCAAGUUGGUGACGUUUGUGUUCCAAUAAAGUCUGAACUCACCGGAGUAAAGACAGACGUUCCCGUGAGUUCUGUGCAAGGAUUCCCCAAGAUAAGUGAGGUGAAGAAGGAUUGUAUUGAAGACUCCUGCAUCCAAAAGUCUGAAAGCGUUUCAAUUGUGUCAAAUAAGGCUGUUGGUUUCGGUAAGGAGUUUGUUAAGACUGAGAAAGAGGUGGUCCAGGAAAGUGCUGCACCGCCUGCUGAAACUUCUGCCGGAACCAAGUCUGGUAAGCCAAAAAUUAAGGGAGUCUCGAUGACAGAAUUGUUUACGCCAGAGCAGGUUCGGGAGCAUAUCACCGGUCUCAGACAGUGGGUAGGCCAGAGCAAAGCAAAGGCAGAAAAGAAUCAAGCUAUGGAGAACUCAAUGAGUGAGAACUCUUGUCAGCUAUGUGCGGUCGAAAAGCUCACUUUUGAACCGCCACCUAUAUAUUGCACACCUUGUGGUGCUCGCAUUAAGAGAAAUGCAAUGUUCUACACCAUUGGGACCGGUGAUACACGCCAUUACUUCUGUAUUCCCUGCUAUAAUGAGGUCCGCGGAGACACAAUCAAUGUUGAUGGAACUAAUAUUUUGAAGGCAAGAAUGGAGAAAAAGAAAAACGAUGAGGAAACUGAAGAAUGGUGGGUUCAAUGUGACAAGUGUGAAGCUUGGCAACACCAAAUCUGUGCGUUAUUUAAUGGUCGAAGAAAUGAUGGAGGACAAGCAGAGUACACUUGUCCAAAUUGUUACAUAGAAGAAGUGGAAAGAGGAGAAAGAACUCCCCUACCACAGAGUGCUGUUCUUGGUGCGAAAGAUUUGCCUCGCACAAUACUCAGUGAUCACAUAGAGAAUCGCUUGUUUAAGAGACUGAAACAAGAAAGAAUGGAGAGGGCUAGGUUCCAUGGGAAAAGUUAUGAUGAGGUUCCUGGAGCAGAAUCACUUGUUGUCAGAGUUGUCUCAUCUGUGGACAAAAAAUUGGAGGUCAAGCAGAGAUUUCUAGAAAUAUUUCAAGAGGAAAAUUAUCCAAAGGAAUUUGGGUAUAAAUCGAAGGUAGUUUUGUUGUUCCAGAAAAUUGAAGGAGUAGAAGUAUGUCUGUUUGGCAUGUAUGUCCAAGAAUUUGGAACAGAAUGUCAACAACCAAAUCAUCGCCGUGUUUAUCUCUCUUAUUUGGAUUCCGUUAAGUACUUCAGGCCUGAGAUUAAAGCUGUGACAGGGGAGGCGCUCCGUACGUUUGUGUAUCAUGAAAUUCUGAUUGGUUACCUAGAAUACUGCAAAUUACGUGGUUUCACAAGUUGCUAUAUAUGGGCCUGCCCUCCGUUAAAGGGUGAAGACUAUAUCUUGUAUUGCCAUCCUGAAAUUCAGAAGACACCGAAGUCCGAUAAAUUAAGGGAAUGGUAUUUGGCGAUGUUAAGAAAGGCUACAAAGGAAAAUAUUGUAGCUGAGCUUACUAAUCUAUAUGACCAUUUCUUUAUAUCAUCUGGUGAGUGUAAAGCUAAGGUAACUGCAGCUCGAUUGCCAUAUUUCGAUGGUGACUAUUGGCCAGGUGCUGCUGAGGAUAUAAUUUAUCAGAUUCGUCAAGAAGAGGAGGGAAGAAAACAAAACAAAAAAGGGUCAAUUAAGAAGACAAUAACGAAAAGAGCUCUGAAAGCCUCUGGUCAAACCGAUCUUUCUGGGAAUGCAUCCAAAGAUCUUCUACUGAUGCAUAAGCUUGGUGAAACGAUUUCUCCAAUGAAGGAAGAUUUCAUUAUGGUUCACCUGCAACCUGCAUGCACUCAUUGCUGUCUUUUAAUGGUAUCUGGAACGCGUUGGGUUUGCAAUCAGUGCAAUAAUUUUCAGCUUUGUGAUAGGUGUCAUGAAAUCGAACAAAAGCUUGAGGAGAGGGAGAGACAUCCUAUUAAUCAUAGGGAGAAACAUCCACUAUAUCCUAUCGAGAUCAAUGAUAUCCCUACAGAUACCAAAGAUAAAGAUGAUAUUCUAGAGAGCGAGUUUUUUGAUACCAGACAGGCUUUUCUGAGUCUUUGCCAAGGAAAUCAUUAUCAAUACGACACCCUUCGUCGGGCUAAGCAUUCCUCCAUGAUGGUGUUGUAUCAUCUUCACAAUCCCACCGCCCCCGCAUUUGUGACAACAUGCAAUAGAUGUCACCUUGAUAUAGAAACCGGGCAAGGUUGGCGCUGUGAGGUUUGCCCCGAUUAUGAUGUGUGCAAUUCCUGCUAUUACAAGGAUGGAGGAAUCGAUCAUCCUCAUAAGUUGACAAAUCAUCCGUCGAUUGCUGAGCGUGAUGCACAAAAUAAAGAAGCGCGCCAACUGCGUGUUUUACAGCUUAGGAAAAUGCUUGAUCUCCUGGUGCAUGCAUCUCAGUGUCGGUCUCCACUUUGUCAGUAUCCAAACUGUCGCAAGGUGAAGGGACUUUUCCGGCACGGGAUUAAUUGCAAAGUACGUGCUUCUGGUGGUUGUGUUCUUUGCAAGAAAAUGUGGUAUCUCCUUCAACUUCAUGCUCGAGCUUGUAAAGAAUCUAAAUGUCACGUGCCACGAUGCAGAGAUCUAAACGAACAUUUGAGAAGGCUGCAACAACAGUCUGACAGCCGUCGUAGGGCCGCUGUUAUGGAGAUGAUGAGGCAACGUGCUGCCGAGGUUGCUGGCAGCACCUGAUGACGAAGCUGUAAAUAUGCACAUCAGUCUGGCAUUUUGGUCACGAGUUCCGCUUGCAAUGUUGUACCCAUAAUGUGUUUGAAUGAGAAUCAAAACUUCACAAGUAUAUUUUCCGAUGGAUGAACAUGAACAACUAUGACAAAGAGAAACGGCAAUCGCUAGACAUAGAAGAGUGAUUGUUCAUAUUACGUCAUCAAGUGUUCAUACGACCUGCCCUGCCCUUGGCUUCAAUGACUAAUCAUGUUAAUCAUGUAUGGGUGAUCGCUGAAGUCUGUUUUUUUGUGGGGUUAGUCUAUAUCUGUUGUAUCUGGUCUACAAGGAUGUCCAUCUCCUUACUUGUUAGGUGUAAUGCUACAGAGUUCCGAUAUCUCGUUUGUUGUUAUAAUCAUGGUGUGGCAAAGUGUAACUAUAUGCAUCUUUUUUUUCUCCAAAUUUUAUGCCUUUUUCUGUCUUCUUGUGGAAACUCCUCCCCUUUUCCAUGGGAUAGUUUAAUGGGGACUACAUGAUGUUAGUUAAAGUACAUGA